ACAAUGGCCGUCAGAGGCAUUGACGUCUUCCUACCACUGUGGCUGUGGCUUUGUUUGUUCGACUGUGGCAAUGCCUUCUCCCUAGUAGUACAACAGCAGCGAUGGCCAGUGAAACUUCCUGUGGCGACGCUGUCUGCCUCCACUGAUUCUUCGUCUGGGACAUCCCUUACCUCUGACGUUCUCACCAUUCCAUUAUUUGAACGAGCUCACGUGACACUUGAUCAAGUAUCGCUGCAAUACCCCGUUACAUUGGCCCGACGUCUCUUCUCUUCGGUACCACGACGAGACUAUGCUAUUCACAAUGUCAGUCUGGAGCUACAAUCGGAAAUUGUGCUGUUACAAGGAGCAUCCUCGAGUGGAAAAUCGGCGUUGAUGAAGCUCAUGGCAGGACACGAAGAAAAACCUACGAGUGGGAGUAUCCAUAAAAGAAGCACGGCUGUCCCCAUUUGGUUGGCCGACAAACCACCGUAUGACAACCAAAACACGGUGCAAGAGUUGUUGGAACGAGAAACACAACUAUCAUUUGACCUGAACGAGGAGAAGAGUAGACCUUUUGUGAAGACUGUGAUCAGCACAAUUUCUACCAUGCUCCAGUUGGACCCACAACAUCAACAACAAACGCCAGCACAAUUAUCACCCUCGGAAAACUACAAACUACGAUUGGCAUUGGCCUGCUUGCAGAGUAGUCUACCUAGGCUAUUAUUGCAUGACGCGACGAUUGUCAUCCCCGCGCCCAUCCUGCUCUUGGACGAAUGGUUGGAUUUGGAAACCCAAGCAAUCUCUUCCAAAGUUCAAGAGGCAUUGCUCCACCUGGUGACAGGCUCCGGAGCCAUCGUUGUUUGUGCCACUCACAAACCUCAUCUUUGGAAGAAAUUGACCGUCACCACACCCCAAACGACUCAAAUCACCAUGUGUCGAGGAGAAAUACUCACGUUACAGCAGAAGCAAGAGCAAUAA
This is a messenger RNA of Seminavis robusta, 957 nucleotides long. NCBI's taxonomy places the organism in Eukaryota, Bacillariophyta, Bacillariophyceae, Naviculales, Naviculaceae. The record is from the annotation of a GenBank genome assembly.